AUGGGCCUGGUCCGACGGCCACGCCAGGAGAACUGCGGAAGGCGUAGUGGCGCCAAAGCGUUCGAAGACACUAGCGACCAGUCCGCUCAUGAGGGCAUGAAUCUCCCAUUGGAUGCCGGGCCGGUACUGGCGCUGUCGGGCCAGGAGGCCAUCGAGUUUGCAGUCACUUUGCACGAAGAGAACGCGAAAGACUUUGACACCAAGGAUGCGAAUCCCCCGUGCAUUCAUGACACGAAUGAGGAAUUCAGCAGAUAUUUCUUCGUGGCGGACGAGGGGCAUCGGAAGUCCUGGAAGCAGACCCAGUCCAAUAAAAUUUCUGGCGGCACGGAUGUGAAGAACGGGGCGCGGCUCCUGAGCGCGCGCGACAGCGUGGGCGCCCCGUUGGCAGCGCCAGCGCAAUCAUCCGACCCGAAUGCGCAGAUCAAGGACGAGGCCCCCGCGAUCCCCGAGGCGAAGGAGGCGGCGAUACUUCUAAAGAUUGACUUGGAUGGGCUGCAGAAGGCCCAGACGACUCUGCGCCAGCGCAAGAGCCAGCUCACUGCGAAGAGCAGGGCCGCCAAAAAGGAUUUGCCCGCUCUCAAGAAGAAGCUCGCUGGCGCGAAGGAAAUGCUCGAGCGCCGCCUGACAGGGUCGAAGGCUUGCAAGCGCAAGUAUUCCGAGCUGCUCGAGCACGCGCGAGGCCCUGGCAGGAGGCCGAGGGCAAACGCGGGCGCGCCACUGGCGACCAACGCGCUCACCUACAACCCGGCCCAGUCGCUCUUCGACGACGCCCACUUGGUGAAAUACGGCUCGUUGGAGAAGCUGGAGAGCUUAAGCGGCCUGGACAAGGUGCAUACCCUGCCGCCCGCCACGACGGCGCAGCUUGGUUAA
Messenger RNA from Prorocentrum cordatum, 870 nucleotides. NCBI's taxonomy places the organism in Eukaryota, Dinophyceae, Prorocentrales, Prorocentraceae. The record is from the annotation of a GenBank genome assembly.